Messenger RNA from Glycine soja, 411 nucleotides. RefSeq lists its product as uncharacterized. The coding region runs from base 1 to 411 and encodes 136 amino acids. The transcript has a single exon. NCBI's taxonomy places the organism in Eukaryota, Viridiplantae, Streptophyta, Magnoliopsida, Fabales, Fabaceae. The record is from RefSeq and is a predicted model, not a curated record.
AUGGCAAGGGACAAACUACAACCUUCAAUUGUUUGUGACCUAAAACUAAAACUCAUAAGUGAUAGACAAUUAGAUGGAAGAUUAUAUAACUUGCCAAAUACUGAUGAAGUUGUUGCUUUGAUUGUUGGUGAUGAGCAUACAGGCAAUAAAAGAGAUAUUGAAAAGCAAACAGGAAGGCUCAAAAGAAUAAAUGAACUACAUCCUGCAUAUUUGCCUUUGCAAUAUCCCUUUUUGUACCCAAAAGGUGAAGAUGGCUAUAGACCAAAUAUUCUUCAUAAGGAUCAUCUGAAUAGCCAUGUUGCAAAGAGGAAAAAAGUUACCAUGCGUGAAUAUUUUUGUUUCAGAAUGCAAUCAAGGGACAAUGAAGCUCAAACAAUACUGCAUUCUAAGAGAUUGUUUCAACAAUGGUAG